AUGACAUUUAGCAGUAGUGACGGUGAGACGUUAUUUUAUCACGCAAGAGUACCUGAAAUGGAGCUGAAACCGAUGGUGUGUCUGGUCUGUGGACGAGCGUCGAACACUGGACAUCACUAUGGAGUGACAGCAUGUCUUGGAUGCAAAACCUUUUUUCGUCGGGUACGGUAA
Messenger RNA from Cooperia oncophora, 171 nucleotides. The record is from the annotation of a GenBank genome assembly. Lineage: Eukaryota; Metazoa; Nematoda; Chromadorea; Rhabditida; Trichostrongylidae.